Didymella exigua CBS 183.55 is the source of this 891-nucleotide messenger RNA. RefSeq lists its product as uncharacterized. The transcript has a single exon. The coding region runs from base 64 to 486 and encodes 140 amino acids. NCBI's taxonomy places the organism in Eukaryota, Fungi, Ascomycota, Dothideomycetes, Pleosporales, Didymellaceae. The record is from RefSeq and is a predicted model, not a curated record.
CACUUGUCAGCCUCGAGUGUUCCACUCCUUCUCUCUCAUGCAUAAUUCUGCACGUUAGUGUCCAUGUAUCUCUUACAGCAAGACACCAACGGGGAUCUCACCUUGUCAGAGUUCUUUGGGAAGAAAAUACCACCAUAUGCGAUCCUCUUGCACACCUGGAUAGCCACACAUGAAGAGGUUAUAUUUAAGGAGAUAGUGAAAGGCAGAGGCAAGGCAAAAUCUGGAUACAGGAAGCUGCAUUUCACUACCAAGCAAGCCGUUAAAGAUGGCUUGCGGUACUUCUGGGUGGAUACCUGCUGCAUUGAUGAAGCGAGCAGCACAGAGCUUCAGGAAGCCAUCAACUCCAUGUUUCGAUGGUACCAAAGGUCGAAGAGGUGUUAUGCUUACCUUUCCGAUGUAUCAAGCGACACCAAGAGCAGUAAUAUAAGCGAACCUGGUCCAACCUUUCAACCCUCAUGGAGAGAAUCAUUCUCGAACAGCCGCUGAUUCACCCGGGGCUGGACUCUCCAAGAGCUCCUGGCCCCAAAGGCGGUUGAGUUCUACUCCAGAGAGGGAAUAAAACUGGGAGACAAGGCGUCGCUAUGUCUAGAUAUCCAAAAGGUCACGAAAAUACCCCCCGACAUUCUCCAAGGAAGCUACGCAUACUUGCUGCAAUACGAUGUCGACGAGCGCCUGUCUUGGGCUACUGAUCGGGAGACUACCCGCGAAGAAGACGCAGCCUACUCCUUGUUCGGGAUGUUUGACCUGCACAUGCCGCUGCUUUAUGGUGAAAGACGAACAAAAGCAUUCAUCCGUCUCCACUUAGAACGCAAGCGCAUAUUAGAAUAUGAGAACUCGAACGGGUUGAUUGCGAGAUUGAAGCCCAUUGAGUUUGAAAAUUCAGCGCAACGC